Molecule: messenger RNA, 870 nt
Organism: Aspergillus calidoustus
Lineage: Eukaryota; Fungi; Ascomycota; Eurotiomycetes; Eurotiales; Aspergillaceae
Source: the annotation of a GenBank genome assembly
AUGACCACGCCGACUUCCGGCAGAUUGCAAUAUAUCCAACGUCCGCCGAGUUCCGCUCAAAGGAGAAACCCUGUUAUCGCCGCGCGGACGACAUCAUCAAGCUUCCACUUGCACCGUACUGCUGGUCAUUUUGAUAAUCAGUUCCGACUUCUACGGGAGGAUAUGCUCUACGAGAUGCGUGAAGAGUUUCAGGUCGCGUGUGGUAAAAGGGAAAAAGCUCGAGCCGUCACAAUGCUGCAGAAACUGUCUCUUAUGGAGGUAUUUUUCGCGACUGGCCGACGGCAGCAUCCAUGUGGUAUGGCUAUCUCGUGCUUAGCCGGAUUGGAAGCCUUGAUGAAACUAGACCCUGAUGGUCGAAAGGAUUUUCUCAAAAGGGAAAAAAGCUACCUCCGCCAUCAGGCCUUCGGCUGUUUACUUCUUGACCAAGAGAUUGUCUCUUUUGCUACGGUUGACCGUCAGGUCGAUUUUCUUCUCAUGGACCCGCCCCAAAUCGUCCUUCGCGUCAUUGGAGAGGAAGCCGUGAAAAAGACCCUCUUAUACUUCAAGCUCUACGACGACAUCCAUUUCCUUUUUGUCGAUGCUCCGGUUUUUGCGUGCGAACCCAUCCUCCGAUGCCUACAAGAAAAGGUCGAGCUACCUCUUGCUAAGGAGCUGCUUGAGCAUCUUCUGGGAACUACUGUCGCCCUUUCGCACAUUAAUCCGUCGUCUGUACUUGAAGACAUACAUGAUCAAGAAACAUCAUUACAAGAUAUACUAGGCGCCAAGAAGCCUAUCACCCUUGAUCCCUCUCAACGCGAAUCCAUGUUAUGUGGACUCACCAAGCGAGUCAGUCUGAUUCAGGGGCCUCCAGGCAUGCUCGUCAAAUUAUGA